Rhopalosiphum padi (bird cherry-oat aphid) is the source of this 1198-nucleotide messenger RNA. RefSeq names its product succinate dehydrogenase assembly factor 2, mitochondrial-like. The transcript has 2 exons. Gene Ontology annotation, biological process: protein-FAD linkage; mitochondrial respiratory chain complex II assembly; tricarboxylic acid cycle. The record is from RefSeq and is a predicted model, not a curated record. Lineage: Eukaryota; Metazoa; Arthropoda; Insecta; Hemiptera; Aphididae. Gene Ontology annotation, cellular component: mitochondrion. Bases 181 to 558 code for a protein of 125 amino acids.
UAACGUUACAGAAAAAUAGAAAAUAAUUUCAGUAUAUUGUGUAAACUACCACUAUAGUAUAACUACGUCCCUACAAAUAAAUAAAUUAUAUCUUAAUUUGCUCACAAGACUAAAUAUUGAAAAAAUUCAAUUACAAUAAGCAAUUGAACAAUUAAACUCAAUUAUAAAGUAUCCAGUAACAUGCUAAAUAAAACAGUUCAUUUUUAUAGAUAUUUCCUAAUGAGAAAUUCUCUUUUAAUGGGUAUCAAGAAUCGCAGUUAUGCCCUAACUGGUAAUACUAAAACAUCUUCAGAUUCGGAUCUAGAUUUGAUGAGAAGCCGUCUUAUAUAUCAAUCUAGAAAAAGGGGAAUAUUAGAAAAUUGUAUAAUCUUUACUACAUUCGCCGACAAAUAUGUAAAGACAUUCAAUUGUGAACAAUUACAAAAGUACGAUGCUUUGAUUAACAGUAAAUUUGAUGAAUGGGACUUAUAUGCUUGGUCUAUUGGAUCUAAACCGGCCCCACAAGAAUUUGACAAUGAUAUAUUGACACUUUUGAAAAAUCAUGUACAAAAAAAAUAAUGUAAAGUAGUAUAAAUAUUGUAUGUUAUUACCUAUUCACAUAAAUGUAUGUUGUGUUAUGAUAGAAUAUUUUGUUGCAUUAGAAACAGGUAAACAAUAAGUCAUGUCUUUUAACUAAAGCUUUCUUAUUAAAUUAUGAAUUAACUUGUUUUUUCCUCGAACAAUUACAACCCAAUUUUUAUCAAAAACACUACCUAUUCAAUAAAAUAUUGUAAUAAUUUAAGUGUUAUGUAAACCUAUUAUUUUAUAUUUAUAUGUCAAUAAUAUUAUUAUUUAUUUUGAAUAUUAACUUGUCUUGUAGUUGUUAUUAUUGUUACUAUUUAGAAAAUUAUAUAUUUUCUUAUUGUAUAGAUUUUUCUUUAUAAUUUGGUAUUAUAAAUUAAUUUGAUAACUAAAUACUAAACAGUUGUUGCAUUGUAUUUAAAUCUUAAAACGCUGUUCUUUAUUUUAUCAGUAUGUAUACUAUUUUUCUGUGUUCCAAGUUAUUAUGGAGCUACAUAACCAUCUAACCCCGAAGUUCCUUUAAUUUAAAAAAUUUAAAAUUCACUAUAGUAGAAAAUUCUUGUUAUGAUUAACUCCCAACUGUAUAAUGAAAAAAAAAGAUACAUUUUCGAGUAAACAUGCAAGGUUAUGCAAGUUA